Blastocystis hominis is the source of this 1152-nucleotide messenger RNA. RefSeq lists its product as hypothetical. The coding region runs from base 1 to 1152 and encodes 383 amino acids. Gene Ontology annotation, molecular function: hexosyltransferase activity. Gene Ontology annotation, cellular component: membrane. The record is from RefSeq and is a predicted model, not a curated record. The transcript has a single exon. Lineage: Eukaryota; Bigyra; Opalinata; Blastocystidae.
AUGUUCUUUGAGAGAGCCAGGUAUGAAAUAUCAAGGAUUGGGACGACGGUGAUGGAAAGUACCCGGUAUCUUCCAAUAUUUCUGUCUUGGAAUACAACUCUCGAGAUUUCUCAUCCUUUACUUUAUUCGGAUAUUCGAGAUAAGUUACUGCCUAAUUUCCUGCUUGAACACAAUUAUCAAGAAUAUGUAAAACGAGCAACGGCUCAACUUGACCAGUUGGUAGAGGACGAAUUGCUUUGCUUUCAAAAAAAUAACAAGCAAUGUCUAUCUCACGACUCGGCUGAAAAUAUGAUUGCUUCCAAACCAUACAAGGACAGCGAAUUGGUGAUGAGAGAUCCCAUCAUUUACCCAGCAGUGAUUGAGCCAGAAAUCAACGAGUACAACGAUACCCAAGUGAUCAUCGCUAUUCCAACAUCGCCAUCACAGUACAUAGAGCGAAUAGCGAUUCGAGCCACAUGGUGCAACUCCACUCUCACAAAGAAUAAGAAGGUGAAAUGCGUAUUCUGUUGUGCUACGAGUGACAUAAGCCCUUAUGUCGACCAGUUUUUGAAAGAAGAAGCCGAGCAAUUCAAUGAUAUUGUACAGUUCCCAUUCAGAAACAGUUACCUCAAUUUGACUCGGCUUCAGUUCUCUUCCUAUUCUUGGAUAGCGAACCACAUUCCCUCUGCCAAAUUCAUCAUUCGAUCUGAUUCAGAUAUGUUCGUGAAUCCCGAUCUGAUCAUGAAGAAGCUCAUUCCAUACCCCAAGAAAGAUUUCAUUUAUGGAGUGUUGAUUGAUGGAGGAGUUCCAAUUCGACACCCGCUAAGCAAGUACUAUUUCCCCAAGUGGUUAUUCGCCGAAGAUCGGUUUCCUGCUUACGUAUCAGGUUGUUUUUACAUAUGGUCCGCUGAUGUGUUGGGGAAGGUGAUCAAUGCUUCCAAUGUCAUUCGACCAAUUCACUACAUUGACGAUGUUUAUUAUGGUCAGAUUUUCCGUCAUUACAAGCUACGAAUCACCCCUGAUCGUGGGUAUCUUUACUGGGACCAAGUUCCUAUCUCCAAUCUCUUUUUCACACAUGUCGCUGCUGCCCAUCGCUACUCUCCCAUCGAUUUAAAGGUAAUUUGGAAGCUGUAUCAUCAUCAAUCCCUUGUUUUUUCAACAAACAUAUUCUAA